GAUGAAGUCUUGCGUUGUCACCAUCUGUUUGCACAGGAUCGAAGUGGUUCAGAGCAAACGAGAUGAACUAAACAGGCGUGUCAAGUGUCAUGUACACAAAACCGCAAGGCUUCAGAUGCGCAGCGAUGUGAAGAGCGCGCUCCAGAACUGCAGAUUUCCUGAGAGAAACAUUACAACCAGAGACAGUGAUUAUUUGGUUGCGACCAAUUUACGCGAGGAUUAUCACUAUUCGUGAAUAAUGUUUAACUAAAGUGCGCAAUAGAAACGUGAGUGUCUCUCUAUUGCGCGAGGAUGAACGUGGGCACUGCACACAGUGAGGUGAAUCCAAACACCCGCGUGAUGAACAGCAGGGGCAUAUGGCUCUCUUAUGUGCUUGGCAUCGGACUCCUACACAUCACAUUGCUCAGCAUACCCUUCGUCAGCGUGCCUGUGGUUUGGACUCUCACCAACUUCAUCCACAACAUAUGCAUGUAUAUCUUACUACACACUGUAAAAGGGACGCCAUUUGAGACCCCGGAUCAAGGCAAGGCCCGGCUACUGACACACUGGGAGCAGAUGGACUACGGGGUCCAAUUCACCGCCUCCCGAAAGUUUCUUACCAUCACCCCUAUUAUACUGUAUUUCCUGACCAGUUUCUAUACAAAGUAUGACACUGUGCACUUCGUCAUCAACACCAUUUCCCUGCUCACUGUGCUUAUCCCCAAACUGCCUCAGUUCCACGGGGUCCGUCUCUUUGGAAUUAAUAAAUACUGACGAGGCCACAGGACUACGAGGGCUCCCUUAACCUGCUUUACGUCCUGUUGUCCAUGUGUCAGCCCACUUUUUUCUUUGGCAGAAGAGGAUCGGUUGUGUACAUGCUGUUGACACAGAGCACUUUGUGACAUAUUCUGUAGGAGCAAAAGUAGCGGGAGGUUUAGGGCUUCGUUUGAAGCUCUGUUGCUUUGAGGUUGGAAAGGAUGAAUAAUCUGCUGUGAUGUCACUUGAAAUCAAGUUGUUUUGUGUAACACUUGGUAGAUAUACAGACACUUUUGUAGAAUCACCAGCAGAAUGCAGCAGAUGCUUUAUAGGGGGUCUCUGGGGAUGUUUGGAGCCAGAGACCUUGCAAAAGCAGUGUUGCUUAUCAGCAAUAAAUUUGAAGUGUUAGCCUUCAAUCAAUGAAUCAGAUGGGUCAAAAUGGUUCAGGUCACAGUAUAAGGCUGUGCAGGACUGGUUCGUCGUUUCUUCAUAUUAAAGUUUGGGGGUCUGAGUAAGUGCUUCCCGGGCUACAUCAGUGAGGUUUUUAGAGAGAGAAGAAGGGUGCAGUGUCUCUGAAUAGGGUGGAAGAGGCUAUUGUAAAGUAGUUGCUGUUUCACUUUUUAAGUUAUGACUGAAUUGGGUCUCUUCAUUGACUUUGAUCUGUCCAUUGACAGACUAGUUUGGCUCAACUAUGCACAAGAGUGUACAAACAGCAUUAACUACAUAAUUCACAUUUAAUCCAAGCAACUCUCUCUCUUUUUUUUCUUCUUUUCUCUCAGUUUCAGUGUUUGCAUAGGUGCUAGCAUUAUGCAUAUUUAGGCAGACCUGUUGAAAUGUUUUUAUAUUGAAAACAAAACUAGAAAAAUGCUUAUUUGUUUUAAAAAUGUAUAUGUUGGUAGCAGUGCUAUAGUACAUGUAGGAUGUUACAUAGCCUUUAGUAUAUAUAAUCUGUAUGACUAAAACAUCUAAGAUUUGCUUUAGUUGAUUUUAAAGGGAACACGACAACUGUUAAAGAGAAAAGCUGCAGUCUAACAGUGUGUGUGAACUGUGGUCUGCAUGUCCUAGUGAGUGUUCACAGCCUUGAUGUUCUUGUAAUGUGCCCAGGUACAGAAUAAUUCUGUUAAUGAUGAGAUGUUUAAGUGCUGUUUGUCCUGUUCAAGGAAUUCAUCGCUAUAUUUACAAGAAUAAAGUUGUAUUUCGUAAUAUAUUGGGAGUCAAAUUUUGAGAAUAAAGUCAUAGCAAUAUGAAAUUAAAGUCGGAAUAUUUGAGAAUAAUUCCUUGUGAGGAAAGUAACAUCAAAUGUGAUCUGGUGGACAACAGAAAAGUGGUUCAUCUGGGUCAGUGAUGACCGUAAACUCCAAUAAUCAGGGAGAUAACUUUGACUGUGCAACUUUGUUGUUAUGUUAGCUGAGCUGAAUUUAAUGUGGGAAGUUUUGUGAGCUCUCUGUUUAUGAAUGAGGUGUGCAUUAGUACAAGAGUUUUCAACCUGUGGGCGUCUAUCAAGGGAGAUGUGAGAUGCUGGGCUUACAUUCAAGUGAAGUGAAAAAUAACUGGAACUGUGAAUCAUUUAGGCCCUUUUCAAGACAUUGUGUGUUAACAUCCCUCCUCGGAUAUACUAUUAGGUUUUGAGAGCAAAAAUAAACCUAAAAGCAAACCAAACAUCACCCAAGCACAACGGGACUGCGUAAAUGUCUUUGUUUUUUUUUUCUCCCUUGAAUAAAUUCAAUUUCCUACAGAACCGCGGUAGUGUCCAGAUACAAUUAAUAACUGUGCUAAUGCACCAAAAGACCAGGGAAUUCUUUACUGAUAAAUCUUAUGCUAAAGUAUGAUUUAAGUAGAUACUUCACAUCCAUUUCCUGCAUUAAUGAAGCUGCUGGCUUUAUAUCUGUUCUGUCGUGAAAGUGAGGCAAAAUAUUUAUACUUUUCAUGCAAAAUACAACUUUAUUCUCAUAAUUCUACAAUUUUGUAAUAAUUUUGACUUUGUUCUCAAAUUAUUAUGACUUAAAUCUCAUAAUGCAAUGACUUAAUUUUUGAAACUAUAUGACCUAAUAAGUAAAAGACAUGUUAUUAGAUUCUAAAAACAUUUGACUUUAUUUUGUAAUGCCAUAACUUUAUUAUCAAAAUCUUUUAUUUUAUUUUCACAUGGCUGUAAUACAUCGUCAUAAUUAUGAGGUGUGACUAACUCCGUAGUCAUAAUAAUCACACCUCAUAAUACUUCCUGUGCAAGAUUCUACAAAUGUUGCUUUGAAAGCAGCGUUCGCUGCCUGUAUAGUUUUACGUACUAUAUCCUUGUGUUCUUUGUAGCAGUUUUAAGUUAUGUAUACAGUGCACAUUCUAAUUGUGAUGUCAGAUUACAGUCAGAAAAAAAGGGUAACCAGUAUCCUGCAUAUGUAGCAACACCUUAUCUAGCAAAUCAAGUGAAGUUGAAUCCCAUAUUUGUUCUUAUCUUCAGUAAAACACUAUCCACUAGUUUCAUCUUGUUUAUAAGUCAUGUUCAAUGUUUCUGUUUAUUUCUUUUCAAUAUGUAUUUGACAUGAAACGUUCAGAAUUACAAUAAUCAAAAGGGCAUUGUUCAUCCUCUUAGAUAUUCAGUUUCAGUAUUACUGUAUUAUUGAUAGCUCAGUCAUUUAUUUAGAAUUAAAAGUUUGAAGUUCAUCAGCAGGAUUUUGCACUUAUUUAUUUGGCCUCAGUAGGACUAUCCCUAGAAUUGAACCUCCUCGCAUACUGUAGCCUAUUUGUGCGUGCGAUUAGGAAUUUCAUCAUUGUGCAUGUCAUGGGUAUAAUACUGUUGCCAAUGAGUCUGAGAUCUGCUCUUCAUGUAUGUUUAGUGUUUCAUAUGUUUUCAUAUUGUGUAUUGUGGUUUGGCAGGAUAGUGAUUUACAUGCAAAGUUAUGUAUUUGCCAGAUGCGUUUAUACAAAGUAGCUACUGUGCAUUCAAAUGAUAUAUUCUAUCAAUCCAUGAUUCCCUGGGAUUCAAACCAUCAACUUUGGUGUUGGUAGCACCAGUUGAUUGUCAGGAACACUGAUGUUGCGAUUCACGUUGAUGGCAAAGCCUUUCAUGUAUAGCCAAGAUGUUAAAAGGUCUUGUAGCAUUUGCUGGUGAAGCAGAGCUUUUUGGAAAACCUGUCAGUUAUAUUACUGUUCUAACAUCUUUACCCUGACUGUUUCCUCUUUACAUUUACACAUUGUGAUUGACAGCAUCAUUGAGGUGACUCCCACAGCAAUUCAUUCUGUGCAUAACAUCAUGCUGUGCAACAGUGCAAUAAGCUUAAAUACCAUAUAUAAUCAAAUCCUGCAACUGAUGAUGUGAAACAAAGUACAUUUAGAUACAGUUGAAGAACAAAUGAGCACUACGUGACUUGGAUGAAUGAAAACCUUCAUGGACAUUUAAAGGGAUAGUUCAUCUCAAACUGAAAACCUCUGCCAUUAUUUACUCUCAACUGCAUUACUUGCAGUACUUUGAGAUGAUAGAAUGUUGAUUAUUGCAUUAAUUCACCUUUUAAUAAUGAAAGAUUUUUCAUUUGUGGGUGAACUAAGGUGAUUUCUUGUAGUUGCACAAAUGAGGCAGUUUACUUGGAUGACAGGAACACUAAAGGAAAAAAACUAAACCUAGUUCAGUGGAGUCAAAGCCUGAUCUGUAAGGCCAGCACACCUGUAUUGCAGCUUGUGCAACAUGAGCCAAGACCAUGCUCUUGGGUUGUUACCCACAGCCAGCAACUUUUUAAAUAUUGACUGGGUUAGAGUUGGUUAGAAUCAGCGAGAGUGAGGGCUCAUGUGUCAGUCUCAGUUCUCCUUGACUAGCUAUAGCCUGUGUAAGCCAUCUAUCGGCCCUUCAACACAUUUCCACCCAUCUCCCCUCAGUGAGCAGAUAGAUUCCAAAUGUUAGGUGUUUCCUUACUUUUGCAUGUUUGUGGCCUAUACCUUUUCUCCGUCACUUUCAUAAUUUUAACUCUGAAGAUGGUUCCUGGUUUGUCUUUUUGAAUAUUGUGUGCCAUAAAAUGGUCUAUUGUAUUACAAUAACAUUGGUCUGCACAUUAAGCAGGUAAAGUAAUAGAGUGAUAAGUGCCUCCAAAAAUGUAUUUGGACACUUAAGCCACUUAAAACUGUGUCAAUGCCAAAAUAUGAAAUCAAGUGAUCCUUUGAGCCUCUGUAUAUUUACAAGAAGCGCUAAUGACCACAAGGCUAAAUAAUUGUUUUUAAAGUAGGGGAAGUGAUCCAAUGAAGCCCAUGUACCAUAUAAGCCCACUAACUGAUUUAUUUUGAAAUAUAAAAAAGACAAAGCAAGAGAACAAAAUUGUUGUUGCUGAGGAAAUCCACACAUUUGUUGGUAUCGAUUUACUUUUUAUUUGGAGCUAAUCAUAUGUUUUGUUCUUGAGUUCUUUGGGAACGUGUGCUACCGUGUUCAGCAGCUAUUUUGGAAGUUGCUCCAAAAUCUCACUGUUUUUGAUGACCUCAAAAAAAGCAAUUUUUCUGGAGUCAGAUGAACAAACCCUGCAGAGAUUAAAUUUUGUUUGUUUUUUAAUUGAGAGAUGAAUAAAUCAAAUGAUACUUGAUAUUAUUUAUUUUCUUUGUAUUUAACAGCAAUACUUUGUUUGUGAAGAGAUGUAUUUCAUGAGUAAUUGGAGCUAGUGCAGGACACUGCCUGAGUGAUGCUCACAAACAUAGAUGCAGUAAAAGGGGAAACAAAUGAAUAAAAACUUCUGAUAAACACAUUAAAUGGAAAUGUUUAAGAAGCUUCUUGAGCUCAAACAAGAUUAAGUGCCCUGUCUGUAAUUAUAAGU
Molecule: messenger RNA, 5516 nt
Organism: Xyrauchen texanus (razorback sucker)
Lineage: Eukaryota; Metazoa; Chordata; Actinopteri; Cypriniformes; Catostomidae
Product: ORM1-like protein 3
Exons: 4
Coding region: 292-753 (153 amino acids)
Biological process (GO): negative regulation of ceramide biosynthetic process; intracellular sphingolipid homeostasis; ceramide metabolic process
Cellular component (GO): endoplasmic reticulum membrane
Source: RefSeq, a predicted model, not a curated record